ACAGACGUAAUUAAAGCUUGCCAAAACACCAUACAAUUGUGUAAAUGACUGUUUGACCUUUCUUAACAAGCCAGUGUAUCUAGCUAACGGCAAGCAAUAUGUCUCUCCUACGCGUAUGUGCUUCUACAUCGAUACGCCAUGUGACCCAAGGGUUAGUCGUGGAGUCUGCUUUUACAGGAUGCUUGCGGACAGCAAGUAGAGCAGCGAAGGACAAGGAGCCACUGCGCAAGGCCAAAACCCCCCAGGGCCGCUUUGACACGAAUGAUGAGAAGAUAAAGGAUCCCCUUGAAAAGUUCCCUGAUGGUGUGAACCCAGCCACUAAGGAGCAGGGGGGGCCCCGGGGCCCAGAACCCACGCGCUACGGAGACUGGGAGAGGAAGGGCCGCUGUGUCGACUUCUAGUUUCCAUACCUGGUAUAUUACACAUGCGAUGUGGACUGGACAUACUUUAGCUAUAACUUAUGCAUCUAUUUCUGAGGACUGUUGUGCAAGAGACCAGGAAUGGUGCACCAUACUGAAUCAGGCUGGACUAUUUCCCCAUGAACGAUACAAUCUGAUUGUAUUUCACAUUUAUACACAUGUAGUCUGUAGAACAGUCUCUUACUUUUUAUGGUGCAAUACUCACGUUGCACACUGAUAUUGUCUUCAUUUGUUGAAAUGUAUGAUGAUGAUGAUGAGACAUGAUGACAGUGAACAGUGGAGGCUGCUGAGGGAGGAUGGCUCAUAAUGGCUGAAAUGGAGCGUAAUAGCUGGAAUGGAGUGAAUGGAAUGAUAACCCCCCCCCCCCCAAACAAGAUUUUUGAUGCCAUUCCAUUCACUCCAAUUCCGGCCAAUUUUAUGAGCCGUCCUGCCCUCGGCAGCCUCCACUGAUAGUGAGUGAUUGUCAUGCAAGGUUAUUACUUCCUGUACAGAGAUGUCAAUGUUGUGAAUAAAUACAAUUGUAAAAAUUCUGGAGAUUA
This is a messenger RNA of Coregonus clupeaformis (lake whitefish), 958 nucleotides long. Its product is annotated as succinate dehydrogenase assembly factor 4, mitochondrial. Gene Ontology annotation, biological process: mitochondrial respiratory chain complex II assembly. The record is from RefSeq and is a predicted model, not a curated record. Lineage: Eukaryota; Metazoa; Chordata; Actinopteri; Salmoniformes; Salmonidae. Bases 99 to 401 code for a protein of 100 amino acids. The transcript has 3 exons. Gene Ontology annotation, cellular component: mitochondrion.